Molecule: messenger RNA, 1707 nt
Organism: Fraxinus pennsylvanica
Lineage: Eukaryota; Viridiplantae; Streptophyta; Magnoliopsida; Lamiales; Oleaceae
Source: the annotation of a GenBank genome assembly
AUGGGAUCAUCAAUAUCACACGAUUCACACCAAUCUGCUGUGGAAACAAUCUCCCAUUGGGAUUCAAACCAAACUGAAGAGAAGCUAAUCUAUGAUCACGGUUCCAGCGAAAUAAGACGAUACCUGGAAGCAGUCGACAAAAUCCACGUAUUUCCGGCGAAUAGAAGAGAAUCCGAUGACCUGAAAUCCAAGGCCAUGGCUCGGCUAGAGCGCGAGUUUCAGACAGUACUGGUAAGACAAAUUGAUACUUCAAUUGGCCUUAAUUCCACAUCAGAGUGGAGUUCAAUAACCGAUAGUACUGCAAACGUUAUACGGUAUGAGGAUUUUACGGUAUACGAUUUGCCGAAUAAGGAGGUGAUUGAAUAUCUCAGAAAUGUCGCCAAGAGGAUGAAUUCUGGUGGCAAACUCGGAGAUUGCGUCAGGGUUUACAAGAGUGGGAGGAAAAACUUACUUCAUACUGGGCUGAAACGGCUUCGUGUAAUGGAAUUGAGUAUAGGUCGGGACGUAAAGAGGUUUCCGUGGGAUUAUUUGAAGGAGAAAAUUGAACUGUGGAUUCAAGUGGCUAAGGUGUGUUUUUAUAAACUAUUUGAUACGGAGAAACAAAUUUGUGGGCAAAUAUUCGAAGGUUUCGGAGUUGACUCUAGCGAAGAAUGUUUUGUGGAAAUAGUUAAAGAUUCUGCAAAUAAUCUACUUAUUUUUGCAGAAACAGUGAGUCUCAGUAAUCAACCCUCAGAGAGGAUUGGAACAAUUUUAGGCCUAUAUGAUACUUUGGUGCCUCUUUUACCAAAAAUCGAUGCCCUUUUCUACUCCAAAUCAGCAGAGGCUAUUCGAACUAAAGCGAAGGGAAUAGUUUCUCAGCUCGAGGAUGAUGUUAGAAGGAUGUUAUCUGAUUUUGAGAAAGCUGUUUUUCACGAGCUUUCUCCCAUACAGGAGGAUAGAGGAGCAAUUCAUCCAUUGACAGAAAAGGUGAUUGAUUAUAUCCAUCUCACUUUAAGCCACAAAAAGCUUCUCACAAACGUGAUCAAUUCAAUGCCACCAUUGAAAUUUGGUGAUCAAAUGAUUUCGGAAGGGGAAUUGGGGGAUCUUAAUGGCAGAAGUCAUUUUGAACUUCAUUUGAUUUUGAUCAUUGUGGUUUUACAACUAAAUUUGAAGGGCAAAUCGGAGCAAUAUGAGCAUGUUCCUUUGAGGCAUUUGUUCUUGAUGAACAAUGUGAUUUACAUUGUACAAAAGAUCCAAGGAUCUCAAGAGUUGCGCGAGAUGAUUGGCGAUGAUUAUAUGGCGAAACUGAAUGGGAACGUUAGGCAUGCCAUGACUAGCUAUCAGGACUCGACUUGUAACAAGUUCUUGUCUUGUUUUCGAGAGGACGGACUUUAUGUUAGUUGGUGCUUUUGUUCUCAGUUGUCAAAACGUGCACUCAGGAAACAAUUGAAGGACUUUCAUUUCCUGUUUGAAGAGAUCCAGAAAUUUCACUCAAACUGGAUAGUCCUUGAUUUGGAGCUCCGGGACAAGCUUCGUGUGUCCAUGGUUGACAAGUUGAUUCCAGCAUACAAGGAAUUCCUACAGAAGUUCAGGACAUAUAUUGAGAUUGAGCAGAACAGCGAAAUACAAACGAAACACUAUCAGAAAAUAAAUGUAAAGCAUUCAGUUGAGGAUCUUGAGGCUUUGAUCUCAAAGCAUUUGUUUUCAUAUAAUGACAUUAGUGCUUAA